GGUGCUAAUUCCUGUAAAUACCAUCUAAUUUUAUUUUAAGUUAUAUCUGUCAUUUUCUUAUCCGCCGAAAAGGAAAGGGACGGGUAAUUGACAAGCAUAAAAUUUAUGGAACACACGUCAAUUUUAAGCACAAAUCUAAACCAACCGUCUAAAAAUUUUACAUCAGUCAAUAAUCCGACACAUUCAUUUACUCAUUCUUCCUAAAAUUAAGAGCUGUGAAUCAUCCGUCCCUUUCCUUUUCGACGGAUAUGAAAAUGACGGAUAUAACUUAAAAUAAAAUUAGGCGGUGUUUGCAGGAAUCGGGGCCAAUAUCUAGUUAAUAUACUCGUGUGUUAUGUUAUGGCACCAAGGCAGCUGCUAGUGCUUAGUCCCAGUCCGAGUUUUUAGGGAUUAGGAGAGCAGUGUGUGGUGGGCCAGAGCUCAGAGCCUGCGCUGCCGCGGCGGAAGUUUGCUGUUCUCUGUCUACCCUGCUGACGCUGCUCUUCGGAAGCCAUGCCCAAGGAGGAUCCAGAAACGACAGCUUUGAAGAAAGAGUUGACAGACUUAAUAGCUAAAGUUAAGGCAGAACAAGAAAAAGUGGCUGAUGCAAAGCUUGCAGAUAAAUGUGGUGACUUGGGCGCUGUCCCUAAGAUUCGUUUCAUUACAAAGAAAACACUGAAGGGACACAUCAAUAAAGUGAAUUCCGUGCAUUACAGCGGCGACUCAAGGCACUGCGUCACGGGGUCCCUGGAUGGGAAGCUGAUCAUAUGGGACACGUGGAGCGGCAACAAGGUGCAGGUGAUCCCGCUGCGCUCUGCCUGGGUCAUGAGCGUCGCCUUCGCGCCAUCUGGCAACUUCGUCGCAUGCGGUGGAAUGGACAACAUGUGUACGGUGUACGACGUGAACAACCGCGACGCGACGGGAGCCGCCAAGAUGGUGCGCGAGCUGGCUGGCUACGAAGGCUUCCUCAGCAGCUGCCGCUUCCUCGACGACACUCAUAUCCUCACCGGCUCCGGAGACAUGAAGAUUUGCAUUUGGGACUUGGAGGCGGGUAGAAGAGAAUCGGAGUUCGAUGCACACGCUGGCGACGUGGUUACAAUUUCCUUGGCACCAGAUAUGAAGACGUACGUAACUGGUUCCGUGGACAAGACUUGCAAACUCUGGGAUGUCCGCGAUGACAAGGCAAAGCAAACAUUCUUCGGACAUGAAGCCGAUGUCAACAGCGUCUGCUUUCAUAACAGCGGGCAGGCUUUCGCGACCGCGUCCGAGGACAAGACGGCACGACUGUUCGACAUCCGCAGCGACCAGCAGCUGGGUCACUACACGCCCCCCGGGAGCAGCGGGUUCACCAGCUGCGCACUGUCGUUGAGCGGCAGGUACCUCAUGGCGGGCUCUGAUGAUAAUACUGUGCACUCUUGGGAUACCCUGAAGGUUGCGCACACAGGUACUCUGAAUGGGCACGAGAACCGUGUGACGUCCAUAUCGAUGUCCCCCAACGGCGUCGCCAUGGCUAGCUGCUCCUGGGACCAGGGUGUCAGGGUCUGGGGCUAAUCUUCGUCCAUCGCCAUGCAAGCAACAAUAUCCGUCCAAACAAUUUAAGUAAUUGCACCAUAAUAUUUUUCAAAAACUCACUUAUGGAACCUUGUUUAAGUAUCUAUGUUAAUAUUAUUUUUAUGGUUUGAUGUGAGUUUAACGUGCUUCUUUAUUCCGAAAGCCAUUAUUGUUAAAUCCCAAUAACAAAUAUAAUAUCUA
Molecule: messenger RNA, 1731 nt
Organism: Pectinophora gossypiella (pink bollworm)
Lineage: Eukaryota; Metazoa; Arthropoda; Insecta; Lepidoptera; Gelechiidae
Gene: Gbeta76C
Product: guanine nucleotide-binding protein subunit beta-2
Exons: 10
Coding region: 493-1530 (345 amino acids)
Biological process (GO): G protein-coupled receptor signaling pathway
Cellular component (GO): heterotrimeric G-protein complex; cytoplasm
Molecular function (GO): signaling receptor complex adaptor activity; protein binding
Source: RefSeq, a predicted model, not a curated record